CUUCAAUUUUGUGUGUGUGUGUGUGUGUGUGUGUGUGUGAGAGAGAGAGAGAGAGAGAAAAUAUCUCAUGUUUGAAAGAGAGGAAAGGAGGAUAACAUACUUUAUUCUUUACGUCAUUUUCUUGCUAAACAUCUUUCUGAUUGGGAAAUCUAAAUUCUUCAGUUUUUGUGGCCUGUUCUCUCAUUAUUCCUUCACAAACUGUGAUUGAUCCAAAGGAAGUGAAGAAUUGCGCUUGCUUUGUCACAGCAUUGUGUUCCGCCCUUUUGUUAUUUUUUGGUACAAAUAUUGGUCUUAUAGUUUAGGUUUACUACCUCGAGACAAUCAGGUAUUUUCAACAUGGGCAAAGCAUCAAGGGAUAAGAGGGAUAUCUACUACCGAAAAGCAAAAGAAGAGGGUUGGCGUGCUCGAAGUGCCUUCAAGCUCCUUCAAAUUGAUGAAGAAUUCAACAUAUUUGAAGGUACUACACUAAUCUUACUAAUGUUGAUUUAUUUCCAUCCUUAAUAUGGCCGGGUAUUAAAUUAUUAGG
Camellia sinensis is the source of this 526-nucleotide messenger RNA. The record is from RefSeq and is a predicted model, not a curated record. Lineage: Eukaryota; Viridiplantae; Streptophyta; Magnoliopsida; Ericales; Theaceae.